UACGGAAUGUUAAGAUGUCUACCUUUAACUUUACUACAAGUACUUUAACACUCAAAGCGAUUCAAGGCUGGACGGUGGAAACUGUUGAAGCAUUUUUAAAGUUCAAACAAACAGACUUUUCUCUUAGUGAUGCUGAAAUCCAAAAGCUUGUGGAUUGUUCGGUCAAUGGUCCAGCGCUUCUUAACGGAAACAUAGAUAAUCUCAUUUCAAUUGUUGGUCUAAGAUAUGGGCCAGCUGUAAAUGUUACGGCAUUUGUGGAAAAUUUAAAUAACCAAACAUUAAUGCCUCAUCGCGGUAAGAAACGCCGUCGUAUGUUAGAAGAUAAUACUCUUGAAUAUUGUCGACAGAUUGCAACACCAUUCGAAUCUCCACCCAAUAUUUCAGAAUUAAACUCUAUGCUUCUUCAACCUUUCAAUUUGAAGAUUCCUCUUUCGCCACUUCUAUACAAGUAUUGUGAAAGAUUGUGUAAAUUUCCUAUUACUGAAUAUUUCGUUGAAAGUCCUUGGGAUACACAAUUAGAUGAAGAGGACGUUUGUCAUCCAGCAGAAUUGUCUAAUUAUUGUUAUGUAGCUUUGCAAGGAGUUGAUGUUGGUUCCCGUGAAUUUUGUGAUUGGGAUAGUUUGAUUCGUAACCCAACGAGUGUUCUUAGACAAAACUUUAAAACAAAGUCUCUGUGGAAAGCUAACCGUAAAACAAACGAUUCAUCAAUCACAUUAGCUGGUCGUAUGCCUGAUUAUUGGGAAAACCUUAAUGAUGUUCUUGUUUUUAAAGGAGAAGAGAAGCCAACAGAAGAUGGCUUAAAAGAUGCGAAAAAUGAGCUCAUAUCAAAGAUGAGAGCAUGGAACCGUUGCCUUUUCGGUGACCUUAAAUAUAUUCUUGCAUAUGCAGCGGGAGGUGCUCAUUUACAAUUUUAUGCUAUUGAUCCGUCGUUUAACUUACAUCUUAUUUCGGACACAUUGAAUGCUCUUAUCUGUAUUUUCAAUAUCCAUCGUAUUAUACGAUCUAUGGAAUCAUUAUUACCUGAAACCGUUGUACCAGCUUGGAGACUUUUUAAGAGAAAAUACGGUGACAUUUUUAUCACAGACACUGAGAUAGAGAAACGGAUUUUCCCAUUUUCAACGUAUCCCUUCAACUAUAUAACAGUAUUAACAGAUAUAUACCGAAAUACAAAGAAUAAUCGAAAUACUAUACGUGCUGUUGAAGGUCCACAGAUAGUUAACGAUUCAUAUAAAGUAAAACUUACCCCGGUAGGAGUUAGACGGAUGCCAAGAACAGAACAAGAAGUUAAAGCUGCCAUUAGCUGUUAUGUUCAUCGAGAUGUUCGAUGGGAUAAUAUUCUUCAGGUGAUAGAUAAUAGUUGGAUGUUAAUUGAUUUGGAGUGUGCUGGUAUUGAUAAUGAAAGAGUUUAUUUCGACCCGUCAGAAGUUUGGGCACCAGAAGUAAUUGAAACCAAGAUAUAUACUAAAAAGGCAGAUGUUUAUAUGGUAGGAAGAUUAUUUAGAUAUGUUUAUAUUUCAUUAUCUGAAAAAGCAUAUGAAUUUGAGAAGGCUACCACCGCAGAGCUUGAAAUUCGUUUAACAGCUCAAGAAGCUCGUCAACAUCCUUGGCUUUUAAAUAUUUGA
Molecule: messenger RNA, 1622 nt
Organism: Dentiscutata erythropus
Lineage: Eukaryota; Fungi; Glomeromycota; Glomeromycetes; Diversisporales; Gigasporaceae
Source: the annotation of a GenBank genome assembly